Molecule: messenger RNA, 858 nt
Organism: Trematosphaeria pertusa
Lineage: Eukaryota; Fungi; Ascomycota; Dothideomycetes; Pleosporales; Trematosphaeriaceae
Product: BIG1-domain-containing protein
Exons: 4
Coding region: 1-858 (285 amino acids)
Biological process (GO): (1->6)-beta-D-glucan biosynthetic process; fungal-type cell wall biogenesis
Cellular component (GO): endoplasmic reticulum membrane
Source: RefSeq, a predicted model, not a curated record
AUGGCGACGACAUUGCUCGGCGCUUUGGCGCUGGCCUCGGUGCCGUCAGCACUCGCCUUCCGCAACACCUCGCCCUUCUUCCUGUUCUCUACCGCCAACUUGAACAUCAACGCCAACGAUGUCGAGAUCGCCCGGUCGACCCAGGUCCUUGCCCAGGUCACCAACGCGCUAGAAAGCUGCCCUUCCAGGACGUAUGUUGUCGUGCGGCAAGAGGGCGUCUCUUCCGCCGACUAUCGCAAUGACGACGGACUCUCGUGGCUGGGCCGGUACAUGAGCGGAUACAACAGCGAAGUGAAGAGCACAUUGGCUGUGCCAGAAAUGCUGGAGAGCGCGGAUGCAAGCGUGGGCGUGACGGAAUAUCUGCAGAACAAGUGCGGUGUCCAGGCGCCAGCUAGAACCGCAUCUCCGCUGCUCAUCUACGUUUCUAUGGCAGCGCCGCCUUCGGGCUCCCUACGACCAUUCAACCUCAAUGCGCUUGACGCGCAACUAAAGACCGUCGUCGAGAACUGGGCCGACUCGCAAGACUACACAGUCAUCUAUACCACCACACCUCCGGCCAGCGAGCAAACCAAAACUGCCGUCGAAAAUCACCACGCAUACGAAAUGGAGGACCCCUUCGGUGAGGCGGUCCAAAUGGAGCUAAAGCGCGAUCUCUCGGCACACAAGCGAGCUGCCUCGAAGCAAGGCGGCCUUUUCGAGAAGUACCAGUACUUCACGCCAGGCCUGUUCAUGGGCCUCGCCGCCAUCGCCCCGCUUUUCCUUAUUAUCUUCGUCGGGACUCAAGCCCUAUCGAGCUUAGAGGUGUCUUACUUCGCUUUCAGCAAAGAGAUGGGACCCACUGCUCAGAAGAGGCAGUGA